CUUCCCCUCCUCCCCUCCCCCGCCCCUCUUUUCCAUCCUUCUUUGCCCGUUUUGUCGCGCACCCCCCAGCAGUAAUCAUGGCCACCGCACGCCAGCGCCGCCGGACCAAGAACCCCAACCGCAAGGUGACUCGUCGGGUGUCGGAUCGCCAGAAGAAUAUCCACAUCGAGAACCCCGCCCUCCGUGAGGCCUGGGACAAGCGCCUGACUCUGAAGCAGAACUUCGAGCGCCUCGGCCUGGCUCUGGACCCGAAUGCCGCCGCCCCCCUCGCGCAGAAGCCCUUCAUGGACUACCUUCGCCCGCUCGACUCCCUCGGCCUGGCCAAGCCUGUUGAGGACCCGAGCGUCCUCGAGCAGUUUGAGGAGCGCGCCUCCAAGCCCGACACCGUUCACAUCCAGCGCCUGACUGAGAACGAGGCCAACCGCAUGCUGAAGUUCCGCCAGAAGUACGGGUCCGGCAUCGUCGGCGACUCGUCCAAGGACGACUACGUCAAGAUGGCCCGCGAUCUGAAGCUCAACGUCUACCAGCUGACUGCCAACCAGAUCAAGAAGAAGCUCGCCGCCCUGGAUGCCGGCCUUGCCCCGAUCCCGGCCGUCUACAAGAUGGAGUACGCCAAGAAGGCCGCGGCCAAGGCCGCUUCCGAGGCCGCUGCUGCCGCCGCUGCCGAGGCUGUUGCUGCUGCCAAGAAGGCGGCCAAGGCCGCCAGCAACUAAGGUGUAGAAGCAGGAGAAAACCAGGCCCCCCCCCUCCCCCGGGGGCGGAGCGCGGGAUCGGAGGGCGGGCCGAAUGGGGCUGUUUUUGGUGUUCCCCCCCCCUCUCUUCCCGGCAGCGAUGUCCGCCACUCUUCCCUCCGCCUCUCCCGCCCCCUGCGGCCUACGCCUCCCAAAGUCACACCCCUGUCCUUGCCCAGAAACUGCCAACGAACGGCGCUUGUAUUAUACACACAUGACCAAAUCA
Fonticula alba is the source of this 957-nucleotide messenger RNA. RefSeq lists its product as hypothetical. The coding region runs from base 78 to 713 and encodes 211 amino acids. Gene Ontology annotation, biological process: ribosomal large subunit biogenesis. The record is from RefSeq and is a predicted model, not a curated record. Gene Ontology annotation, cellular component: nucleolus. Lineage: Eukaryota; Rotosphaerida; Fonticulaceae. The transcript has 3 exons.